AAAAAAAGGAAAUGCACGAUAUUUUAUACAAGAAAAAGGAUCUUACCAGAAUGUGAAAAAGAAGAAAAUAAAGAAAAACACAUGAGAAAAAGUGAGUUGAUAACCUUGAGUUGAUUCUUCAACUGAAAAUCUUUGGGUAAAGUUUGGAUUCUGAUUACUAAAAUGUACUCAUAAAUUAAUGUUAAAAUCAUUCAACUCUUCAACAACAUUUUUCACAAUGAAAAUCAAUCAAAAAUUAAUAACACUAGAUUUUAGUUGAUCAUUUUAAAUCUUUCAUUGAAUAACAUUUGAUUUUAAACUAUUUUUACAAAAUAUCAUAAAUACAAAAAUCAAUAACACUAGAUUUAUAAUAAACAAUGAAAAUCAAAUAUUUGAUAACAGUAGAUUAUUUCUGGCUAUAAAAAUUAUUAAACUUCAUCAACUAAUAACACCUUGGUAAACUCUGAGGAAUAUAUUCAUGAACUAAAUAAAUUCUAUCAGAAAAAAAUGGAAAGUUGAAAUAAAAUAAAGAAACCAUUUUGAAUUUUUGAGUAUGGUUAUUAAUUUUAAAUAAAUAGUAUUAUUAUUUAUGCAUACAAGAAAUUAAAAGUAUUCAGAACAUGUCAAAAUAAAAUCUAAAAUAAUGAUUUUUUAUUAUUAUUUUUUCAGUCAAAAAAAUAAUGAUAUAUUUCUUUUAAGAUUGAGCUUGUGUUUAUCUACAAAACUAAAUUAAGUGUUACCCUAGCCGUAGGUUUGUUCACCAAGCACAACUUAGGAUGGUGGACGAAUGCGAAAACGGAGACGGUGCAACCGCCGCAAGAAGAUAUAGCCACCAAGACCACAAAACCAAAGAAGCAGGAGAUUCAAGCGACGGUGUAGACUCAAUCAGCUUUCUACCUGACGUAAUCCUCCAAAGUAUCCUCUCCUCUCUUCCGACCGAAAUUGCCAUCAAAACAUCCAUCUUGUCCAAAAGAUGGAGACAUGUAUGGUCCGAUACACCUUGCCUCUCCUUCGACUGGAUUAGGCCACAUGGGCCGAAAGGUGAUAUCAUAAACAAAAUACUAGGUCGCUACAAGGCUCGCAAGAUGAUUAGUUUCAAGCUCAAUGCCAACUUGCAAGACGAUAUUCCUUACAUUGACAGAUGGAUCGAGUUCGCCAUGUCCCGAAACGUUGAGAAUAUGUCGUUGGUGUUCGGUUAUGAUGGUGACCAUAAGUAUCAUGUUCCUGAUUCCUUUUACAUCAGUAACUCUUUCAAGCAACUCAGUGUUAAGUAUUCGUUUAUUGAUUUGAAACUUCCAAGUUUUCCCGUGUCUUGGACAUCUCUGAAGAUUCUGUACUUAAAGUCUUGCAAGCUCUCUGAAGAAUGCAUGGAUAAGAUUCUAUCUGGCUGUCCGGUUCUUGAAAGCUUAACCCUUGACUUCUGCGAUAAACUGUUGGUUCUUGAUCUCAGCAAAUAUUUGCGUCUGAGAACAUUGGUAAUCAAGCGUAACAUUUGGGUUCCGGGCCCUACACAGAUUAUUGCACCGCAUAUCCAUUAUCUCAGCUUGACCAACUCUCAGUUACCAUGUACUUUAGUUGAUGUCUCAUCUUUAAAAGAAGCUAGAAUGGAGAUUUGCUUUUGUGCACUUGAAGAUCUGGAGGCUGAUUUUCUUCAAACCAUGGUGCUAAGGAUGCUAGAGAAGUUGCAGCAUGUAGAUAAGCUUACUUUCGGAGAGAACUUUCUUACGGUUUUAACACUUGCCGAGCUCCGCAGUAUUCCCAUUCCUAGAUUCAAGGUCAAAGAUUUGACACUUGAGACAAUGAUCUCUCAAUAUGUAAUUCCAGGUAUAGUCAGGGUGCUACAAAACUCACCUGAACUGAAGAAGCUAACAACAAUACACAGAAUGAUGUUUGGCACCAUAACGAAGAAUAAAAUUGACACGUACUUGGAUUUGCAAGGAGUGAAGAAGGAUCAGCGUUGGAGCUUGGAGGCGAGGGUCUUUGAGAACCUGAAACAUUGGGAUGUAGAGUCGAGGCACGUGGCUUCGUUCAUGGAACUUAUGUUAAAAAAAACAAAGACAUUAGAGAAGAUGGUCGUUUGGUUUUAUAGUUAUCGGAAAGGUCAAACUCUUGAAGAGUUGCCUGAGAUGGUUCCAGUGCUCGCUGACAAGAACAAUGUCUCCAUAGUGCUCCACCUAUUCAAGCCGAAUCACAGGGUUUAGUCUUGGAUCUUCUUUUUUUCUUUUUACCAAAGUAGUCUUGGAUGUUAUG
Messenger RNA from Brassica napus (rape), 2229 nucleotides. Its product is annotated as putative F-box/LRR-repeat protein At3g18150. Bases 756 to 2180 code for a protein of 474 amino acids. Gene Ontology annotation, molecular function: protein binding. NCBI's taxonomy places the organism in Eukaryota, Viridiplantae, Streptophyta, Magnoliopsida, Brassicales, Brassicaceae. The transcript is spliced from 3 exons. The record is from RefSeq and is a predicted model, not a curated record.